AUGAAUUCGAAAUUCCCGUAAAGUAUGUGCGGGUAGUUACGUAAUCACGCGCUUCCUCUCUUCUUUGAUUACCGGGAAGCAAAAGAAGAAAACGAAAAUAAGAGCUGCGGAGAAACAGAAAGAGUAGUUUCUAAUUCACCGCGACGGAGACGAGGAGAAUAGGGACGGAAAUGGUGAAUUGACGCUGGCACGGGCUUGCUCUAGAGAUUCAUUCUCGUCAACCGCGCCAAGACCAACCGGAGGAGAAGCAGUGCCUUGCUGAGUGUAGAAGACUGUUCUCGCCUUCUCUAGUCAUGGCUGCGGCAGGUGGCGACAAGUUACCCGUGGAGGUGUGCAAAGGCUUCAGCGGCCUCGACAGGGUAGUGCUCCGAGAAGCUCGUGGGAGUUCUGCCGAGGUGUACUUGUAUGGCGGUCAUGUAACUUCAUGGAAAAAUGACCAUGGGGAGGAGUUGCUCUUCGUAAGCAGUAAGGCCGCAUUCAAACCUCCAAAGCCUAUUCGUGGUGGCAUUCCUAUAUGCUUUCCUCAAUUUGCAAGCCAUGGUGGUCUUGAGUCGCAUGGUUUUGCUAGGAACAGGGUCUGGAGCAUCGAGUCUGAUCCACCUCCAUUUCCAACAAAUUCUGCCAGUAAGGCUCAUGUUGAUCUGAUUCUCAAGCCAACUGAAGAAGAUCUGAAGAUUUGGCCUCACAGCUUUGAGUUCCGUUUGAGGGUAGCUUUGGGCCCUGGUGGAGAUCUGUUAUUGACAUCUCGUGUCAGGAAUACCAGCACAGAUGGAAAGCCUUUCUCAUUCACUUUCGCGUAUCAUACUUACUUUGCUGUAUCAGAUAUAAGUGAAGUUCGGGUGGAAGGUCUGGAGACACAUGAUUAUCUUGACAACCUACAGAGCAAGGAGCGUUUUACAGAACAGGGAGAUGCUAUAACUUUUGAAUCUGAAAUUGACAAGAUCUACCUCAGCACCCCUACCAAGAUUGCGAUUCUGGAUCAUGAAAAGAAGAGGACAUUUGUGGUGCGCAAAGAUGGGCUCCCAGAUGCUGUUGUGUGGAAUCCAUGGGACAAAAGGGCAAAGGCGAUUGCGGAUCUUGGGGAUGAGGAGUACAAGCACAUGCUGUGCGUAGAAGCUGCAGCUGUGGAGAAGCCCAUCACACUAAAGCCAGGGGAGGAGUGGAAAGGGAGACUGGAACUAUCUGCAGUUCCUUCCAGUUACUGUAGUGGGCAACUUGAUCCGCAGAAGGUUCUCCAGAGCAGCUGAAGCUUUUCCCCCUUUUCUUUUUGGUCCAAUUUCAGUUUCUUAUAAUGAGGGCUAUAUUAGUUUCUGCUAAAAUUCUGUACAGCUAAAGACUGCUGCCGCUGUACCUCUCCAAAAAUUUCCUGGGGCUAAUGCGUUUUGGUACCCUAGAUCGCUCGCGUUUUGUAUCGAGUAUGACUUUUCAUUGGAACGUGAAACUGUUCUUCGCAUAUAUCAAAGGAAGGGUGUAGUGAAAUGACAGAACGGGAAUGCUAAGUAGAAUAGUUGUGGGGAGAAAAAAAAAAAAAAAAAAACAAGGCAGGAACUAAUAGGCCUAACCAACUACUCUUUCCCACAUAGGAACCCCAUAAACUUAAAUAAAGAGACCCAUUUCUUCAAUACAAUCUCUGGUCUUACGGACGUAAUAUAAUGCAAAAGGAAACAUGUUUGUUUUCUGUCUUCGUUCUUAUUACGGGGUUAUGUCAUUCUU
Messenger RNA from Linum tenue, 1713 nucleotides. Lineage: Eukaryota; Viridiplantae; Streptophyta; Magnoliopsida; Malpighiales; Linaceae. The record is from the annotation of a GenBank genome assembly.